Mercenaria mercenaria is the source of this 885-nucleotide messenger RNA. Its product is annotated as type-2 ice-structuring protein-like. The transcript is spliced from 7 exons. The record is from RefSeq and is a predicted model, not a curated record. Bases 78 to 758 code for a protein of 226 amino acids. Gene Ontology annotation, molecular function: signaling receptor activity. Lineage: Eukaryota; Metazoa; Mollusca; Bivalvia; Venerida; Veneridae.
CCCGGCCUUGCCGAGAUAACGAGGUUUGCAUACCUGGAGGUUUGGCUAACGGUUCACCCGACUGUUCAUACUUUUGCAUGACAGCAGGUCGUGAGGUAUGCCCAUUGCCACCCUGGGGUGUUUCUAAUGGACGAACUGUGGGAUCUGUCAAUAUUUACACGUGCGGCAAGGGUACUGUUGGUGGAGGGAGCGCCACGUGCUUACCCAGUAAAGAGUGGGACAAGAAAAUCGAUACCACCUGCACUCCUAUUUUAGCCCACCCGUGCAAGAACGACUCUCUUUGCUCCGAGAUAAAUGGAUACUGCUCAGCAAAAGGACAAUGCGAGUGUGAGCCUAGCAAGAUAUAUGACGAAACCAGUAAAGAAUGCGUCGUUGAAUGUGCUGAUGGCUGGGAAAAGUUUGGCGUACAUUGUUACUUGUUUAACAACGACCCGUUGUCAUGGGAAAAAGCAAAAAUACAUUGUACACAGUUGGGAUCAAACUUACUCAAAGUCGAAGAUGCGCCAGAACAUGAAUUUGCAAAAGCAAAAUGUGCUGAAUAUGGUACAAUUUACUACUGGAUUGGUGCCCGGUGGUCCACCGAGUAUGGAGAGUAUCGAUGGUAUGAUGACACUGUUAUGAAUUACACAGUCUGGUCCCCAGGAGAGCCUGACAUUAAAAGGGGAUGCGUUGACAUGUUGGUCUCAGUCGACUGGGCAUGGAACAGCCAUCACGAUUGUUCUAACACAAAUGGUAGCAGUAUUUGUGAGAAAGGAUAAAACGGCUAAACAUCUACUCAACAACUGGGUGUUAUCUGUUGGCGGGGUGAAAACAAAGAGAUGAAAAACCGCAAAAUAACUAGAUAUGAAAUAUUAACUGGAUUUCAUUCGGAUGCUUCAUUUGAAA